AUGGAUAUUUUUCAACGAACAUGCUGCAAGGAGUUUAAAGAACCGGAGAAAGAAGAGGAAAUCGAAAUUUUUGAAUCUGAAUCUCCCCCAGGCACGGAGGAAGAGGAACAAUCGGUAGAAGAGGAAGAGAAACCGAUCAAUAUGAGUGCUCUCUUUCAGGAAUUGGAAUGCAUGAAGAGACGCAUACAAAUGAUGCAAUUACGCAUAAAAUCGAUAAUGAUCGAUGAAGAAUGCCCUGAAGAGGAAUGUGCCGAUCUGGGCGUAUUGUUAACAUGUUCGGAAAAUAAAGAGAUUUGCGAACUGCAAAAAAAUCAUCAUAAGUUGCAAUGCCAAAUCACUGAAUUGAUAAAAUGUUGCAAGGAAGCGAAAGAACAAAUCAAGGAUUUGCGUUUACGUAUGUGUGCGAAGGCUAGAGAAAUCCUACAAUUGCAAAAAUUGACCGCAACUUUGGUGACUUGGAAAAAUACUCUCGAAUUCGAGUUCGGUAAAUGCAUUGAACGUUUCGAGUACUUGAAGCACGUGAAAGCCGAGUGGGAAGAAGUUAAUGCGAAAUUCGAAACGCAAAAGGUAUGUUAUACCGAAUUAGAAAAAACUUUUGUACCGAAAGCAUGUUUCCUGCAAGAGAAAAAGUUAUUUAUGACAUCCAUCAAUGAAAUCAAGCAAACUUUGCAGGAGUUAUAUGACUAUCAAAUGAAUCGUUUGGAGGAAUUUGAAAAACGUCUCCCCGUCGUUGAAUGA
Glossina fuscipes is the source of this 738-nucleotide messenger RNA. RefSeq lists its product as uncharacterized. Lineage: Eukaryota; Metazoa; Arthropoda; Insecta; Diptera; Glossinidae. The record is from RefSeq and is a predicted model, not a curated record. Bases 1 to 738 code for a protein of 245 amino acids. The transcript has a single exon.